Molecule: messenger RNA, 1407 nt
Organism: Echinococcus granulosus
Lineage: Eukaryota; Metazoa; Platyhelminthes; Cestoda; Cyclophyllidea; Taeniidae
Exons: 1
Coding region: 1-1407 (468 amino acids)
Source: RefSeq, a predicted model, not a curated record
AUGACCGAGUAUGACAAUGCUUACAAUUGGGAAAAGACUUGGCUAAAUGCCGCUCCAAUGGAGCGUACUAGUGGCGCAAAGCAAAAGUUAGAACCACACUUUCAACAUAAACGUCAUUUUGAACAAAGCGAUUCAUACAAGUUGUGGGGUCCCGAGUCUCAGGCUAAAGAAACUGCAGAAGACCCUUUUUUCGUUAUUCAUGGUCAAAGUCAUUCGCAAAUUGCUUACCCAAAUAUCCUCUAUAAGCGUUCAAAAUCCGCACCUCGACAAAGGCAAAACUUAUCGCCAACGGAUGCACAAGUGCGAUCACCUCAAAGGCCAAAGUCAGACAGAUUGGUAGAGGUCAAAAAACCCGUAAAGCAGAACCAUAAAAAGCAUCAUUUAAAGCCUCGUACUCGAUCGAAAGGAAAAAAAACAAUUGAGAGUUGGCCAGAGUUAAAGUUAGAUAUUCCACUUGACUCACCACAACCAACUCCCCCCAAAAGAUCAGAGUAUCAACGAUCCUUUAGUCCACCACCUGCUUAUAUUUAUGGCCAAAAUAGACCGCACUCAGCAAAAAAUCAAGCUGAUACGAAGAGGAAAGAGAUAUCUGAGAAUAUGCAGACAAAGUCCGAGCCAGAAAAACGGCCUACCUACGUUUCAUCGUCUCCCUUGCGAACUAAAGAAUCUGUUCAAGCUCCCCAAAGUAAACAAGAUGACUCAAAACUCAAGCCACAUCGUAGGCGGCUGCAAUCAGAAUAUCAAGCAAAUUACAAGAAUCUCUCCGAUUAUACAAGUGUUGUAAAACUCCACAAUGAUGAGGCCAAACAGAAUCAACAACAAGUGGAGGGCUGUCAUUUCUCACGAAAAUAUUUCAAUCAACUUGAGUCGGCCAAUGUAAAUUUGUGGGAUCCUCCGAGCUCAUCACGAUCAGAAAUAGUCGGACUGGAUCCUGCAUUGAGAGCGAAACGGCUAAAGGAAUACAAGAUACCUCCCACAAGAAGUCGUUUGGACACAAGUCUGUCAGAUAGUCUUUUUAAAUUGCCGCGCCAAUCACUUCACUUGCCAUUUAAAUAUUCUGUAUCAUCACCAACGGCAAGAUAUGAGCCAAGUAAGUAUUCCCAUCAACCAUUGAAGACUGGAGAACCAAAAGUAAAAGUUUUGUCUUUGGAGAAAAUGGAUGAUCUAACUUGUACGCCAGAACACCACAUAUGCAACAGGGGUGGAAAUUUUUUGAUUUCCCAAACCCGAGCAGAAGAGACAAGUAUUCCACCGCCGCUGGUGCGACAGUCCAUCCACUGUCUUUCUCCGCCACUCGCUCGCAUUUCACCAGGUCCCAUUAGUUCUAGUCGCAGUUUAGCAGAACACACCUAUGAUCGCGCCCUGAGUCGCCGCAACAAGCUGCUAAUUUCGGCCUGUCGCAAUUAG